AUGGCCGACGAAUCGCCCACUAUCAACAGUCGGAGACACCGUCGCAACCAGUCGACUCCACAAACCUCGAUCCCACUGCAGGACCUGGGCCCCGCUCAACAUGCUCCGAUCAACCAGGAACCCCCUUCGCCGUCUGCCCAGGCUUCGCAUCGCCGGACGUUGAGCGACCGCGGACGUAGCUUGUUUCGGCGCAACAGAGACUCUCUUCUAUCACGUAGCCCGGGUAGAAACCCACCACCUCCUAAUACGCGCGCUUACUCGCCAAUCUCCGAGGACCCUCCCAGUCCGCCGCAAAUCGAUCGAAACUUGUCGCCGCUUGCCUAUGUCACCUCGCCUACUGGCCAUCGGACAAGAGUAGAAGAGGAUCAUGAUGAAGAUGAGCGUACACCACUAUCUCCACAGGAAGGGAGCAAUUUCCAGCAGGCUAUGGGCUUUGCCGGUCUCAGUAUAGGCGCUCCUGCACGCCCUUCGUUGAACUCGGGCCAUGGCCGAUUAGGCAGUGUGCCUAGUCUUCGCACAGUCGACACAUCACCAUACGAUGAGGAGCCCGACGAUCCAACCGGCUUCUUCCCACACGAGGACGACAUGGACACGGUGCCAUUGACAGACAUCAGUCGUCUCGAUGCCCACUCGCCGCAGCGCAAUGAUCGUGGCAGCUUCCAGAGCAUCCGUUUCUUGUCGCCUUCCGUCUCACACACGAACAACGCAGAUGUCGAAUCUGGAAAUCUGACUCCUUCAGGUCGCUGGAGCCGCUCUCCUGAUGGCCACAGUCGUUCUCCUGCCGAUAGUCGUCGCUCUCUGUCACCAAUGGGCGAUUCUCCCUUCCAUCGCGCGAGUGACAUGAUGCGGAAGAUGUCAAUGCGUGUGGUCAAUUUGAGUAACGAGCCUGAGGUUGCAGAACGCAUGAUAAGACGCAAGUCAUCUGUAGGCCGUUCACCUGGCAUUCCCGAAGCUCCUGACUUUGCCGGAGAUGGUGCUCCACGUUCACCUGUCAGUGAGAAGAUGCCUUCGCCAAUGCUUCGUCCGUCCGAUCGACUUGAAUCGCAUGCUCAAGAGCAAAAUCCGUUUCGUGGAAAGUCCCUGGGCAUCUUUCCACCAAACAGCAAACUGCGUCUCAAGCUGGCCGACUUCUUACUCCACCCUGUUACUGAGCCUUUCAUUCUCGUGCUCAUUGUUUUUCAGACAAUCUUGCUUGCUGUUGAGGCUCGCAACAAUGUGAAUGACGAACCACGAUCUAAGCGCUUUGGAACUACUUGGAUUGACAUUGCACUGCUCGUCCUCUUCGUCAUAUACACUAUCGAGAUCAUGAUUCGUGUCAUUGUUUCUGGAUUCGUUGUCAACCCCAUCGAGUACAGUACCAUCGACCGCAAGGUUGGUCUGCGAACGGCCGUCAUGAGAAAGGCCAACGACAUGUUCGCCCUGCAUCGGAAACCUUCUGUCAGAAACUUGAAUCCUCUUCCGCCGUUGACCCCUGGCCCUCAACCCGGUAUUUUGAGGAGUUUUACUACAAACACCAUGAUGGAAGUUCCUGGCGGUUCUAAACAAGCUCAACUACAACGAUUGGCGUUUCGAGCUUUCCUGCGACAUUCUUUCAACCGACUUGACUUUCUUGCGGUCUGCUCCUUUUGGAUCAGCUUCAUCAUUGGCAUCUUUGGUGUGGAAUCACAAAAGCACGUCUUUGUCUUCCGUAUGCUGAGCUGCCUUCGAAUCGUGCGUCUUCUGGGUAUCACCAGCGGCACUCUUGUCAUUCUGCGAAGUCUGAAAAAGGCUGCACCGACUCUGUUGAACGUCGCCUUCUUGACUGGUUUCUUUUGGCUGUUGUUCGCAAUUAUAGGAGUUCAAAGCUUCAAGUCUAGUCUUCGACGUACGUGUGUAUGGACCAACCCUAGCGAUCCUACAGAGACUUUUACGAACGAAAUGCAGUUCUGUGGUGGAUAUCUUCUAUCCAACGGCAGCUCAAGACCGUGGAUUCAUGCAGAUGGUUCGCCUGGUGCGAGCGAUGCCAAAGGCUUCUUCUGUCCUAUCAACUCAGUCUGCAUCGAAGGCGACAAUCCCUACAACGGAACUGUCAGUUACGACAACAUCUUCCAAUCGCUCGAAAUGGUGUUUGUUGUCAUGUCUUCCAACACGUUCUCCGAUCAACUCUACUACCUCGCUGACAGCGAUUACUUAUCUGCCGGCUUAUUCUUCGCUGCUGGCAUCAUCAUCUUCCCCUUGUGGCUUGUCAAUUUGCUUAUUGCUGUCAUCACAUCGUCAUUCCAGGUCAUCCGAGACGAAAGCAAAGCCAGUGCUUUUACUGCUCAAGAGCAAGUCAAGCACCUUGAAGCUGAAGAGGGGAGCGAUGGGUUUAAACAGAAGUCUAGCACGCUGAAACAGUUUGUCGGCAACACUCGAUGGAUUUGGAUUGCUGUUAUCACGUAUGGAUUGAUAGUUCAAUGCCUGCGUAGCGCAUACAUGAGCCCGAGCCGUGCUGCUUUUCUUAGCUCUUCUGAGCUGGGAGUCACGAUCGCUCUUGACUGCGAAAUUAUUCUUCGAUUCGUAGCGGACUGGCGUCAUUUCCACAAAAGCAAACGCAAUCUUGUCGACCUUGGAUUGGCUAUCAUAACUACAGUCGUCCAGAUCCCAGUCAUCAAGCACUCCGGACAACCCUAUGCUUGGUUGACGGUCUUCCAAAUUAUUCGAAUCUAUCGAGUUGUUCUCGCAGUCGAAAUGACUCGGACAUUGAUUCUCACUGUGUUGGGUGACUUCACCGGUUUCGCCAAUCUGAUCAUGUUUGUGAUGCUCCUCUGCUUCCUUGCUGCGAUCUUUGCCACACAAAUUUUCCGUGGUCAGAUUCCUCAAGAGAACGACGACGGCGAUGCGAUUCGAGUUCCAUUCUUCGACAUAUACAAUGCCUUCUUGGGCAUGUAUCAGAUAUUCUCCAGCGAGAAUUGGACAGAUAUAAUGUACGAUGUCACAUCAUACAACGUUCUGUACAACAAUGGCUGGAUCGGCGCAGCGUUCUGUAUUAUGUGGUUCAUUCUAGCAAACUUCAUUGUCUUGAACAUGUUCAUUGCUGUCAUCCAAGAGAAUUUCGACGUUUCCGAGGACGAAAAGCGUCUGCAGCAGGUCAAGGCAUUCCUUGCGAAGAGGCAAGUCAACGCAUCGUCUGGCAGUCAAGGAACAUUAUCAUUGUCGACGAUAUUCAAGUUUGGUCAAGUCCGCCGACAGGAUCCUUUAGACUAUGGCUCUGCACAGACAGAAAUGCUUCUCAAAGAUGCGGUUGUCCGAGACUUCCUUGACGACCACGAGAUUGAUCCGGAAGCGAGUCCACCAGAUACUUCCGAUGGCAUUCCGACCAAUGGAGCACCCGUCAAGUCCGGUACUUUGGCUCAACGUUGGGAACAACUGCUCAAUCGUCUCUUCAACCGCGAGCCCAAUCCCUUCUACUCGAACGUGGAGCUCCAGAAGGCUCACGAAGAAGUGGACACUCGACAGAUGGUUAAAGAGGUCGUCGCAGCCAAUGAGAGAGUCAAGAGAGCUCAGCGCGAAUACCUGAGGAAGUAUCCGAACUACAACGUGUCACUCUUCAUCUUCAGGAUCAACAACCCUAUCAGGAGAUGGUGCCAAAGGAUCGUAGGUCCAGGUCGUGGUGGUGAUCGCAUAGAAGGCGUCGCACCUUCUCGGCCUAUCUGGUAUGCCUUCUCGGCGUUCAUUUACGCAGCUAUUGUUGCCAUGGUCCUACUUGCCUGUGUCACUACUCCAUUGUACCAAAAGCAAUAUUUUACGACUCAUGGCUUCAAAGCCACGAAUUGGUUCGUCUUCAGCGACAUGGGUUUUGCAGCUCUAUUCACCAUCGAGUCUGUCAUUCGAGUCAUUGCAGAUGGGUUCUAUUGGACGCCCAACGCUUACUACCGCAGCUCUUGGGGCAUUAUUGAUGGCAUCGUCUUGGUCACGUUGUGGACUGACAUCCUCACCACCAUCUAUAAUCCAGGCGGUGGUUCAAGAGCUGUGGGUGCUUUCAAGGCGCUGAGAGCUUUGAGACUGCUCAACGUCAGUGACAACGCUAGAGAUACCUUCCACUCUGUUAUCGUCAUGGGUGGUUGGAAAGUCGUCUCGGCAGCCUUUGUGUCGAUGAGUUUACUCGUCCCAUUCGCCAUUUACGGCUUGAAUAUCUUCAAUGGCAGGUUCAUGGAAUGUAACGAUGGUAACGGAAUCACAAACCUCACUGACUGCACUGGCGAAUACCUCAGUCAACCUUUCGACUGGGAUGUGCUUGCGCCACGUCAGGUUGCCAACCCAUGGUAUGACUUCGAUAACUUCGGAUCAUCCCUGUUCAUUCUUUUCCAGAUCGUCUCUCAGGAAGGCUGGAUUGAUGUCAUGUGGAGCGGACAAUCUAUCACCGGUGUCUUCACCCAGCCUGAUGCUUUUGCAUCCCAAGGAAACGCCGUCUUCUUCGUUGCUUUCAACUUGCUCGGUGCUGUGUUCGUCUUGACGCUUUUCGUUAGUGUCUUCAUGCGUAACUACACGGAACAAACUGGAGUGGCUUUCCUGACUACCGAGCAACGAUCAUGGCUCGAAUUGAGGAAGCUUCUGCGUCAAAUUUCGCCAUCCAAGAGGCCCUCCUCUAAGGAAGUGAGGGAGACUUGGAAAGAGUGGUGCUACCGAAGAGCAGUCACCAAGAAUGGUAGAUGGCAGCGCAGCGUUACUGCUGUGCUCGUUUUCCACCUACUGUUGUUGUGUCUCGAAUGGUACCCUGACAACAACCGUUGGGACAGAGCUCGAGAUUACAUUUUCUUGGUAUUGACGUUCUUCUACAUUGUCAACAUCAUCAUCCGUAUCAUCGGUCUUUCCUGGACUCGUUUCCGGAAAAGUGCUUGGGACGUGUACUCGAUCUUCUCGGUCUCUGGAACAUUCGUCACCCUGAUACUGCUUCUGACCAAUUUCAAGAACAGAGACUAUGUCCAGGUGCACAAACUGUUCCUUGUCUCAAUUGCAUUGCUCCUCAUCCCGAGAAACAACCAGCUUGACCAACUCUUCAAGACCGCAGCCGCCAGUCUUACCUCAAUCGCCAAUCUUCUAGCGACAUGGUUUGUCCUCUUCUUGGUAUUCGCCAUUGCCUUCACGCAGACUUUCGGUUUAACUAGGUUCGGCGAAGGCGAAACGGACAACCAAAACUUCCGUACAGUGCCCAAAGCCUUGGUUAUGCUAUUCCGCAUGAGUUCUGGAGAAGGCUGGAACGAGGUCAUGAUGGAUUUCACCACGGUCACUCCGCCUUAUUGUACAAUCGGUGAACACUACUACGAUGGAGACUGUGGCAGUGAUGGAUGGGCUAUGGCUUUGUUCAUCUCCUGGAACAUCCUCAGCAUGUACGUCUUCAUGAAUCUGUUCAUCUCGUUGAUCUAUGAGAGUUUCUCGUACGUCUAUCAACGAAGUAGCGGAUUGUCCGUCAUCAGCAGAGAAGAGAUUCGCCGGUUCAAGCAGGCUUGGGCAGAGUUUGAUCCAAGUGGCUCAGGAUACAUUUCCAAGGAGAAAUUCCCGCGCUUGCUAGGUGAACUCUCUGGUGUGUUUGAGAUGCGCAUCUACGAUGGCGAUUUUACCGUCAGCAACAUCAUCGCAGACUGCACCUCUCAUCCGCAUCGUGCUCAUCCUCUCGGGUUAGACGGUCCGAAGGAUAGUCCCCAGAUCGACCUUGAUAAACUCAACGAACGUCUGUCCGAGAUCCCGAUCGUCGAAAUUCAACGACGCAGAAGACGCAUGAAUAUCUUCUACGAAGAAGUUCUCGUCUCUGCAGAUCCUGACCGUGGUGUAGAAUUCAACUCUCUUUUGAUGAUUCUGGCUCAUUACAAGGUCAUCAAUGAUAACAAGAGUCUGCGACUGGAGGAGUUCUUGCGACGCCGUGCCCGCCUGCAACGUGUUGAGGAAGCUGUACGUCGCAAUGUAGUCGUUGGUUUCUUCGAUACACUGUACUGGGCUCGACGUUUCAGAAAGUCUCUGGAAGCGAAGAAGAAUGCACGCAUGACUAUGGUGCCUCAGCUUGAUGUUCCUGAAAUUUUCAUCCAGGACGACAGCGAAGACGUUACUAACGCCGGCCGCAAAACUCCUUCGGCACCUUCCACGCCUAUUGAUCAUCAGACUCCCAGCUGGACUACUGGAAGCGACAACGGAACUCCAUCGUUCAACAUUGGCCCCUCAGCGACUCGCCCUAUGUUGCGCAAUCGCAGCGACUCCAUUCAGGUCUCACCAUCUGCUUCACCAACACGUUCACGGGCAGUCUCGCACUCGUCACCGUCCGAAAUGCGCGACAUUCCUGAAGAUUGGCACUUUGCAGAAGCUUUGAUUGAGGGACACAACCGGUCUAGGUCACCCUCACCCUCACCACAGCAUCUCGACCCCGAUGCCACAUCAGACGCCUAUGGUGGGUUGGGCGUCGGUGCAGGCCCCCGAAGUCGCGCUCAAACAUUGUCGUCAGCAGCUCCAGAGCCUCGCUCAAGAGCAGGUACUUUGUCAGUCGCCGGCGCACCUGCUGCCGGUGGUCGUUCGCGUGCUGGCAGCUCUGUCAACGCUCAAAACGUCCUUGAUGUCCUGGAUACAUCAGCAUGGGGCGAGAGUAUUAGGCGUAGUUUUACCACUCGCGGAUCGACUGUUGGGCCGCGCGGCUCUGCUUCGAGGGACGCAAGUGCAGAACCCAUGCCACCAAUUCCUGACACAAGACCCUCAAGUUCGUCACAGGCGGAAGGUAAUGGGUAUGACCAUCCCCAUGAGCGAUAG
Messenger RNA from Aureobasidium pullulans EXF-150, 6750 nucleotides. RefSeq lists its product as uncharacterized. The record is from RefSeq and is a predicted model, not a curated record. Lineage: Eukaryota; Fungi; Ascomycota; Dothideomycetes; Dothideales; Saccotheciaceae. Gene Ontology annotation, biological process: calcium ion import across plasma membrane. The coding region runs from base 1 to 6750 and encodes 2249 amino acids. The transcript is spliced from 4 exons. Gene Ontology annotation, molecular function: calcium ion binding; high voltage-gated calcium channel activity. Gene Ontology annotation, cellular component: membrane; voltage-gated calcium channel complex.